CAACAACAAGCACCGCCCACCACGUCGAAGAUAAUGAUUUCCUCAGAACAGACUCCCAAGGAGCCAGAGGCCAGUAGCACAGUUGAGCUGCAAGCCAUGGGAGACACAUCCACUCAUGAUACCAGACGUGUCACUCUGUCCGGCUGGCGGCUAAAGCUUCUCACGACUGGUCUAAACUUGUGUUGCUUCUUGUCGGCUCUUGAUGCUAUUAUUGUUACCACAUCUCUGACCGCUAUUGCAGAGGACUUACGGUCAUUUGACGAAAGCAGCUGGGUGGUAUCCAGCUUCCUGACCUGCUACUUUAGCUUCCUCAUUAUAUGGGCUAAAGUAAGCGACCUGGUUGGGCGGAAAGUCGUCCUCGUUGCGGCUGUCGUUUUCUUCCUGGCUUUCUCCGGUGGCUGUGGCGGCGCCCGGAGCACCUUGCAGUUAAUUAUUCUCCGAGCAUUUCAAGGCAUCGGGGGUGCGGGUGUCUUCAGCAUGGUUCCCAUCGUAACGGCCGAAAUGGUGCCCCCGGAUCGAUACGCCGCAUUUAGCUCCAUCGUCUCUAUCUCAAUUGCUCUCAGCUUCUUACUAGGGCCGUUGCUUGGUGGCGUGAUCACCGAUGGUGCGUCGUGGCGGUGGAUAUUCUACAUAAAUCUCCCCGUUGGUGCCGUGGGGCUGUUUUUCGUAUAUGUCGCCAUGCCAGGCGCCUUUCCGGAUGUUUCGAACCCGUCCUCCCUAUGGGUAUCCCCAAGAAAGUCCCAUAUCCGCCGCAAAGUAGACUAUCCGGGGUUCAUCCUGCUCCUGGCAGCGUCUGUGCUUUUGAUCGUGGCUAUUGAACAAGCGGGUAUCUCAUUUUCGUGGGACUCAGCGCUGGUCAUCGUCUUACUUAUUUUUGCCAUCAUGCUUCUGAUCGGGUUUAUGCUGUGGGAAUGGUAUUUGCAUCGCAGCAGGAACAGUACGGAACCCGUGUUUCCUUGGAGGUUUGUGAAACAUCGCUUUCUCCUAGGGGCCUGCCUCAUUUCGUUACUAUCAGGAGUUCCUUACAUGACACUGGUCCUAGGGCUUCCAGGGCGGUUUCAGAAUCUGAAUAAUGAUUCAGGCCUCGACGCAGGAAUUCAUAUCCUACCAUUUACCCUCAGCAUCGCCAUGGCUUCGGCUUCGGCAAGCGGAUUGACGGCACGGGGCCGACUUCCGCCUAUUGCGGUCUUUGCAAUCGGUGCUGCCUUACAAGUUCUAGGUGUUGGCCUGCUGUAUUCUGUUUAUCCAAGCAGUUCUCUUCCCGCCAGGAUUUAUGGCUACCAGAUUCUAGCUGGCGUGGGAAUUGGUCUGAGUUUGACCACGACCCUUAACAUCAUGCCGUUUGUCGUUGACAGGAAAGAUCUCUCCGUCGCCCUGGGUGCUGUUAUCCAACUCAGAAUUCUCGGCGGUGCGCUAGGGGUUGCAAUUUCCGCAAACCUUCUGAACAACACGCUGAGAAGCCAGCUGUCAAGCGAGAUGCCUUCCACCAUGAUUCAGCACGUACUGCAGGAUAUAUUCUAUUCCCGGACCCUGUCGACCUCGCAGCAGCAGCUCGUUCAAGCCGCUUUCGCAGAUGGUUACCGGAAGCAGUUGCUCAUGGUCCUUGUAUUUGCCGCAGCACAGCUAUUCGCGUUAGCUAUCAUGUGGGAGAAGCCCUUGCGAAGACUCGCAUAG
Messenger RNA from Aspergillus steynii IBT 23096, 1674 nucleotides. Its product is annotated as MFS general substrate transporter. Bases 34 to 1674 code for a protein of 546 amino acids. Gene Ontology annotation, molecular function: transmembrane transporter activity. Lineage: Eukaryota; Fungi; Ascomycota; Eurotiomycetes; Eurotiales; Aspergillaceae. The record is from RefSeq and is a predicted model, not a curated record. Gene Ontology annotation, biological process: transmembrane transport. The transcript has 5 exons.